This is a messenger RNA of Rosa chinensis, 955 nucleotides long. RefSeq lists its product as uncharacterized. The record is from RefSeq and is a predicted model, not a curated record. NCBI's taxonomy places the organism in Eukaryota, Viridiplantae, Streptophyta, Magnoliopsida, Rosales, Rosaceae. The coding region runs from base 121 to 774 and encodes 217 amino acids. The transcript is spliced from 4 exons.
CUUUGUCACCACUUUGCUUCUUCACCUCUUACUCCGAGAACAAAGCUUUCGCUCUCAAAAACACCAUCACUUAAUGAAAUGAAAAAUCAUUAUUUUCUGGUUAAUGCGUGAAACCCAAUUAUGGCUUCUCUUCAAAUCUUCAAGUCCACCCUCUCUCCCAGCCCUGUUUCCCAGUCAAGUUUCACCGGAAAAUCCAGGUGGGUCUUGUCGGAAAUUCAGUCCAGGAAUAACAGUAUCAUCAGGCUCUCUGGUUAUUAUUACUUGAGGAGGAGGAGGUUCAGGGUCUGCUGCAAAGCUCAAGAAUCAGAUAACAAAAGCAAUGGGGAAGAACCGCCCGAGUCAUUGUUUAUGAAGGAAUUGAGGAGGAGGGGUAUGAGUCCGACUUCUUUGCUUGAGGAAGCAGAGAGGACCGAGCGUGGAAUCAAUGAUGAGAGGGGCAAAGGAGAUAGAGGUUUCUCAAAUAGAAAUGCGGUCUCAACUGAAGUGGAGAAAAGCCUGGCUAAUCAAAGGGAGCGAUCCAUGCAGUUGAACAGUGAAGGCCUCGAGGGGUUGAUCCCUCGAGGAAGACUCUUGCUGACGCUUGGAGGGACAUUCUUCUUGGCAUUUUGGCCAUUUAUGGUCAUAAGUGUAGCACUAUUCUCUGCUCUCUAUUUCUACUUUGGACCAACAUUUAUCCAUGAUGCAAACAACAGAAUAUCACCACCUCAAUACAUUGAUCCGUAUGAACUUCUGGAAGAUGAUAGGAUUUCUCAAAUAGCCCCUCGUGUAAAGUGAAGCACAAGUCUUUCACAUAACUUAGAUUCCAAAUACAGGUGUCUGUUGCCUAUUCUCUUGGCUCUUGUUUAUUCUUUCUCUGUAUAAAUCUCAAACUUAUCAAUAACUUUUCUUGUUCUAUAUGUUUAUUACUUUGUCACCAACCUCUAAAUGCACUUACUUACGAUGUUGUUUUGGCUGA